Molecule: messenger RNA, 2723 nt
Organism: Rhodotorula graminis WP1
Lineage: Eukaryota; Fungi; Basidiomycota; Microbotryomycetes; Sporidiobolales; Sporidiobolaceae
Exons: 9
Coding region: 1-2613 (870 amino acids)
Biological process (GO): endoplasmic reticulum to Golgi vesicle-mediated transport; intracellular protein transport; COPII-coated vesicle cargo loading
Cellular component (GO): COPII vesicle coat; endoplasmic reticulum exit site
Molecular function (GO): zinc ion binding; SNARE binding
Source: RefSeq, a predicted model, not a curated record
AUGGGCGGCGGCCACCCGUCGCGAGCGCCGCCGGCGUCGUACCAGCAGCAGCACCAGCACCAGCAGCAGCAGUUCCACCAGCAGCAGCAGCACCCCGAGCCGCAAGGCGGCAUCCCGCAGCCGCCGCACACGGCCGGGCAGCGCAUCGCGCCCAAGCAGCGCAUCCGCAUCGACCCGGACCACAUCCCGUCGCCCGUCGCCGUCCAGGACGCCGACCAGGAGCUGUACCGCGUCGAGCCGUACCUCACGUGCUCGCGCACGCCCGCACCGCUCGCCACGACCGACUACAUCGCCGUCGACCAGGGCAACUGCAACCCGCGCUUCAUGCGCAUGACGACCUACAACCUCCCCGCGACCGACGACCUCGCGACGGCGGCCCAGAUCCCGCUCGGCCUCGUCGUGCAGCCGUUUGCGGCCCUGCGGCCCGAGGAGGGCUCGAUCCCGGUCGUCGACUUUGGCGAGAUGGGCCCGCCGAGGUGCGACCGCUGCCGGGGCUACAUCAACCCGUGGUGCGUCUUUGUCGAGGGCGGGCAAAAGUUUGUCUGCAACUUGUGCGGCGGGUCGUCCGAGGUCGCACCCGAGUACUUUUCACACCUCGACAUGUCGCAGCGGCGCAUGGACCUCGACGACCGCCCCGAGCUGCGGUCGGGCUCGGUCGACUUUGUCGUCAACCGCGACUACUGGGUGCAGGACAACCCGAACGUGCCCGGGUCGCAGCCGCGCGAGCCGAGCGCGCUCCACUACGUGUUCGCGAUCGACGUCAGCUGGACGAGCGUGCGGUGCGGCCUCGUCGCCGAGGUGUGCCGCCACCUGCGCGAGCUCCUGUUCCCGCCCCCGGCCGACAAGGAGCCCGACGAGAACGGCCUCAUCGAGAAGACGGGCUUGCCCGAGGGUGCAAAGGUCGCCAUCAUGACGUUUGACCGCACCGUCAACUUCUUCAACCUCAAGCCCGGCCUCGAGCAGGCGCAGAUGCUCGUCGUGCCCGACAUCACCGACAUGUUCCUCCCGCUCCUCGACGGCUUCCUCGUCGACCCGAUCGAGUCGCAGUCGGUCAUCGAGGGCCUCCUCGACAGCCUUCCGGCGCUCACGGCCGACACGGCCAUCGUCGAGGCGGCCAUGACGGGCCCGCUCAAGGCGUCCAUGAUGGCUCUCAAGAACCUCGGCGGCCUGCUCACCAUCUUCCAGACGUCGCUGCCGACGAUCGGCCUCGGCGCGCUCAAGCACCGCGAGGACAGCAAGCUGUACGGCACCGACAAGGAGAAGACGCUCUUUGUGCCCCAGGACCCGUUCUACCGCAUGGCGGCCGAGGAGUGCGUCGAGAGCGGCAUCGGCAUCAACCUGUUCCUGUUCCCGAGCCAGUACAUCGACGCGGCGACCCUCGGUGCGCUCCCGGGCUUGACCGGCGGCGACCUCUUCUUCCACCCUCGGUUCGACCCCGUGCGAGACGGCAAGGUGCUCCGAGCCGAGCUCAGCAAGGUCCUGCAGCGCGAGACGGCCUACAGCGUCACGAUGCGCGUCCGGUGCUCGAACGGUCUCCGCAUCGCCGACCACUUUGGCAACUUCUUCCAGCGCAACGUGACCGACCUCGAGUUCGGCACGCUCGACGCCGACAAGGCCAUCGCGGCCAAGCUCAAGCACGAGGGCAAGCUCGACGACAAGGUCGACGCCUACUUCCAGUGCGCGUCGCUGUACACGAGCGCGACUGGCGAGCGCCGGGUCCGGGUCCACAACCUCGCCGUGCCCGUCUCGAGCUUGAUCAGCAGCGUGUUCAGGGCCGCCGACAUGGACACGACGAUCGCCUUCUUCACCAAGGAGUCGAUCACGGUGGCGGCGGGCAAGACGCUGCGCCAAGUGCGCGAGUCGUUGAGCGACUCGUGCGCAAAGGCGCUCCUCGCGUACCGCAAGCACUGCGCGUCGUCGACGUCGCCGGCGCAGCUCAUCCUGCCCGAGUCGUUCAAGCUCUUCCCCCUGUACGCGCUCGCCCUCAUGAAGACCAAGGCGCUCAAGGGCGGCGUCGUCGCGUCCGACGUGCGCACGUGGGCCAUGCGGCAGCUCAAGAGCGCCGGCGUGCCCGCGACGGUGCGCAUGCUGUACCCGCGCAUGCUCGCCGUGCACCAGUUUGCCGACGAGGUCGGGUUCCCGGACGAGCGCGGGCAGCUCAUCCUCCCGCCCUUGAUGCGCACGAGCUACUCGCGCAUGGAGCCGCACGGCGCGUACCUCGUCGAGAACGGCGAGAAGGCGUUCCUGUGGCUCGGCGCGAGCGUGUCACCCCAGGUCCUGCAGGACCUGUACGGCGUCGAGAACCUCGACGAGCUCGACACGCGCAUGUCGGUCCUGCCCAACCUCCCGACCCGGCUCUCGGCCCAGCUGCGCAACAUCAUCACUUACUUUGAGUCGCGGUACGGCAUCGGGUGCCUGCCCGUCCUCAUUGCGCGGCAAAACAUCGACGGCACCGAGUUCGAGUUCUCCAACAUGCUCGUCGAGGACUCGAACAACGAGCAGCUGUCGUACAUCGACUUCUUGUGCCUCACCCACCAGCAAAUUCAGGCGACGCUCAUGGGCGAGAGCAAGAAGCAGGAUGCGACCGACUCGAGCUCGUGGACGACGUGGUGAGCGCAGUCGGCUCGAGCGUGUGUGGGCUCGGCAGCAGGGAGUGUAGACAGUUUCGGUGAGAGGGAGGAGCUGGACGCUGUGCAACGGGCAUGGACACUCUCCUCGUCGGC